ACUUGUUUCUUAACCUCCACCUCAUCUUCAAAAAAGGGUAAGACGCACGCUCUGCUGAAGCCAAAUCCCACCAACUAAAAUCAGGCAUCUAAUAUAACGCCCGCCAAAAUGCCAUCCCAAGAAACAACCGCCGAAUCCCACUCCAAGAUCCACCGCCUUCGGUCACUCAUCCUCCUUUCGCUCUUUGAGGAUGUAAAUCGAACGGUUGAUGGGCGUCGCCAAACCCAGCAGCAGUACAACGCUGGCCCCUUUCUGUUCCGUCAUCCAAUAACAACGCUAGUUUGCUUUUGGCAGAAAGAUGGCUGCAUAUCCACGCCAGCUAGAUCAGAAACAUGAUGUACAACAUUAUCAGACACUAUGUGAACACAAGGGAUGUUGUAUUACUGAGCUUGCCUAUCCAUUGUGAAGAGCAUACUACGUUACAAGCGAGGGACUUUUUGGCCGAUGUGAGGCCUUUUCUCGAUGUUUGAGCAAAUUUGUCAGGUACUGCUAUUAAUAUGUGGGCUCAGUGGAGGAAUCUUUCAUUAAUUCUAACAACUGGCUUCAUAAAAAAGCCAUCCAUCAUUAGCUACCGCGAUACCUCAUUUUGAGAAAAAUGGCAAUAGAGGUGCAAGGCAAUGGAAACUUGAGAGAAGUAUCCUUUGAGAUGGCAGGGCAACAAGGCCUAGCUAAUGGAGACUUGGAUGAUGAUGGCCAUGCUAAAAGAACAGGAACCUUGGUGACUGCAAGUGCAUACAUCAUUACUGCAGUUAUCGGGUCUGGUGUGCUCUCUCUGGCUUGGGCAAUGGCACAGUUAGGCUGGGUAAUUGGGCUACUUGUUCUUGUGUCUUUCUCUUUCAUCACUUGGCAUUGUUCUACUCUUCAAGCUGAUUGUUAUAGAUCACCUGACCCUAUCCAUGGAAGGAGGAACUACACUUACAUGGAAGCUGUGAAAACCAAUCUAGGGGGAGUGCAAGUUCAAUUGUGUGGAUUGGUCCAGUAUGCAAAUCUUGUUGGUGUGACAAUUAGUUAUGCGAUUACAACAGCGAUUAGCAUGGCGGCUGUUAAACGAUCCUAUUGUUUCCACAAGAACGGCCACAAUGUUCCUUGUGAUGAACCCCUCAAUGUGUAUGUGAUAAUCUUUGCCAGUACUGAGAUAGUCUUAUCUCAAAUCCCUAAUUUCCACAAGAUUUGGUGGCUCUCCAUCAUGGCUGCAGUUAUGUCUUUUUCUUACUCUUUAAUAGGCCUUGGGCUUUCGAUUGCGAAGAUUGCAGAAGGUAAUAGCAAUGUGAGUACGAGUCUAACAGGAUUACCAGUUGGAAUGGACCUGUCUAGCAGGGAGAAGGUGUGGAAGAUGUUGCAAGCUCUAGGAAAUGUUGCCUCUGCUUUCUCUUUUGCUUUAGUUCUCAUAGAAAUUCAGGACACCCUAAAAUCAAGUCCACCAGAGAACAAAACGAUGAAGAAAUCUGCCCUGAUAGGAGUAAGCACCACGACUGUCUUUUACAUGUUGUGUGGUGUCACUGGAUAUCUUGCCUUUGGAAAUGCAGCUCCUGGCAACUUCCUUACAGGUUUUGGUUUCUACGAACCCUUUUGGCUUAUUGACAUCGGCAAUAUUUGCAUAGUCAUUCAUCUGCUUGGUGGAUAUCAGGUUUUCUGCCAACCAGUGUUUCAGUUCGUUGAAAAUUGGAGUGGCACACGAUGGCAUAGUCGAGGCUUUUUCACAUCUGAUCACAUUAUCUCAGUUCCCUUGCUCGGCAGUCUCUCAUUCAAUAUAACUAGAGUGAUUUGGAGAACAGUGUAUGUCAUUAUAACUGCAGUCGUUGCCAUGACCUUCCCUUUCUUCAACAGCUUCGUAGGGUUUGUGGGUGGCGUAGCAUUCUGGCCCCUGACGGUUUAUUUUCCAGUUGAGAUGUACAUAUCACAGGCUAAGGUUCAGAGGUUUUCUGGCAUGUGGAUUUGGUUGAAAAUUAUGAGUUUGGUUUGCUUAGUAGUGUCUCUGGCUGCAGCUUGUGGAUCUCUGCAAGGUCUAAUUCAUGAUCUCAGAGAAUAUAAGCCUUUCAGAAACUUCUAGAUGGAUUAAUUUGCAAUAUGUAGAAUAAAAUGACGAGUGACAAUAGAAUGUUCUGGGACUUUUGUAUCUGUCUUGAUCAAUAAGAUGUCUGAAUGAAUGGAAUGCUUCAGUUAAUAACAUGAUAGUUCAGGAAUCCAA
Asparagus officinalis (garden asparagus) is the source of this 2188-nucleotide messenger RNA. RefSeq names its product amino acid permease 6-like. Gene Ontology annotation, cellular component: plasma membrane. The record is from RefSeq and is a predicted model, not a curated record. NCBI's taxonomy places the organism in Eukaryota, Viridiplantae, Streptophyta, Magnoliopsida, Asparagales, Asparagaceae. The coding region runs from base 596 to 2050 and encodes 484 amino acids. The transcript is spliced from 9 exons.